This is a messenger RNA of Phytophthora infestans T30-4, 1365 nucleotides long. RefSeq lists its product as uncharacterized. The transcript is spliced from 3 exons. The record is from RefSeq and is a predicted model, not a curated record. NCBI's taxonomy places the organism in Eukaryota, Oomycota, Peronosporomycetes, Peronosporales, Peronosporaceae. Gene Ontology annotation, molecular function: nucleic acid binding; zinc ion binding. Bases 1 to 1365 code for a protein of 454 amino acids.
AUGGAGACCAAACGCGCAAGGGCCGCCUCCGUCGAUGGAACGGAGAGCACCGCCGCCGCCCGCGCAAGGGGAGGCGGCAACCCAGAUGAUGCCGUGGCGGCGCCUACGGAACGGGACGAGGCGUCGGAGCUGCUGAGGCUGCUCCACGGCGUCGCCGGCCGGAUGGACAAGCUGGAGAAGUCCCAAGUGAAGCUCGAGAAGCGCCUGGAGACGCCCAAACAAGAUCCCAAGUCCAUGGUGGUCAUGAGCCUCUUCGAGCAGCGCCACGCGGACGUCGUGGUCUACGAGACGGGAAUGUCCGAGCUGCAGAGACUCUUCGCGGCGGAGCACGCCGACCAUGCUAACCUAGAGUCGCAGCAACCACCUGCAGCGCCGGAGCCAGCUCAAGCACAAGCCACUCCUGCGCAGUACCAGCCCCAGAACCAGGGCGGGGCAUUCCGAUACCCGGACGCCCGCCAGAAGAAGCUUGCGAUCCGCCCGUUCGACGGCAAGGAGCUGUACGUCGGGCUGGGCUCCGGCUUCCUGGACUGGGGCAGAUGGUUCGAGCGGCAGGUGGUGCUCGAGCAGUCGGCGUGCGGCUUCGCGUGGUCGGAGGACGAGAAGGUAGACCUUCUCAGCCACUACCUGUCGGGUACGGCCGAGAGGUAUUACAACAAGCAGGUGGACACGUGGUGGAACCAGCUGCCCACGUUGCAGUGCGUCAUGGAGCGGAUGUUGAACGCGUUCAAGAUAAACUUUACGCCCGCCCAAGCCAUGAAGUUGUUCAUGGCGCCGAAGGACACCAAGCAAUCCUGGUCCGAGCACUACAUGUACCUCGUCUCCGAGGCUACGGGGAGCGGCGCUGACUACUCGGACCACACCAAUGAGCGCAGCGAGACGCGGAGCUGCCACGAGUGCGGCCGUGUCGGACAUCUACGUGCAGCGUGUCCAGACCUCAAGAAGCUGGGGGACGUCACGUUGGCCGUCGGCGAGCACACCGGUGACACCACCGACCCCUGGGUCCUGGACAGUGGUUCUAGCUGUCACCUUGUGAACGACGAGUCGCUCCUCGAGGACGUGGAGGAGUGCAGCGACGAGUGCGAGCAACCUAACGGCGAGCCGUUGCACAUCACCAAGCCCGACAAGGUGAUGCUGCGUGUCACGGCGUGCGGUGAGGAGCAAAUGGUGGAGCUCACUAACGUCUACUUUGUGAAGGGCGUGGUGCAUAACCUGAUCGCUUACGGGAUGAUUGACAGGCAAGGCUUCGAGCUGACCCAGCGUGCCGGGCGACGUGUCGUGGCGGCCAAGGACAGCGAGCGCGUGGCGUUUGACGUCGAGAUACAGAGCAACGUCUUGGUCAGAGGCGCGAGCUGCCAUCGGACGUGA